AUGAUGAGCGAAGCUGUGAGCAGCGUCUACCCAGGCGAUUACGCAGAUGAAGUCAUCCGUGAUCUGCUGAAAUCGGCCAUCACGGUCAAUGACACGCCCUUCACAGGAGAGGGCAAUCAUUCGAGCUGGCAGGCCGUGAAAAUGACGCCCGCGACGCCUGUGCACGCCCUCCGCGUCCACGACAAGUGCUGCAAGGAGACGAAGCCUUCCCUGGAGGCCGCUGGCGGCACUGCCUCGAGCGCAGCCGAGGGCUUCACCAAGGCUAUGAACGAGUUUGUGAAGAGCCAGAGCGAGGAGAUCGGCCUCGCGUUCUUUCCCAAGGACGCCCUUCCCAACGUAGAUCAGUUGAUCAAAUGGGAAGCUGCCGGCAAGGUGGCUGCCGAGAACGGGCGCCCCUUCCUGGGCAGCACGGAUGGAGGCGAUCUCCAGGUCCCCCACCGGCCCGCCUGGUCCCGGACCCCCGUCAUCGAGGCGAUGCCCGCCGAGGGCUCUUGGGAAGAUCGGCUCAAGGCGAGCUUCGAGGUCCGCAAGGCCAGAGCUGCAGAGGAGAAGACAACGUUCCACGGAUUUGCGACUUUCAUCGGUCAUUUGUAUUCGUGGGACAUGAAACUCUGCUUCGCCCAAGUCUGCACGGCCACUGAGCUGCUGGCGUACAUCUUCCUCGUCGCAAAAGUGGCCGAGGAAUCCGGAGGCGUCAACGCCGCAUAUCAAUAUGAUCUGCUGGCGCGGAGAGAGAUGGCUCGUGCCUUCGAGAACGGCGAGGACGCCACAGCCAAGUGGUAUUUCACGAACUUGGACCGGGACAUGGUCCGGGAGGCCAGGGACAAGGCUGGCGAUGCCCUCGCCCGCGCCAGCAAGAAAGGAGGUGGCCGCGGGGCAGGGUCUGCCGCGUCCGCGCCCACAGUUGCAGGGCAGUCUCGGGGCGGCAAGACGUUCCCCAAGGGAGGUGCUGCCGACAACCGCCAGGUCAUUUCUCCCAGCCGCCACCGUUCGAGGACGCCAGCUCAGACCGGCAGGGGCGGCGGCAAGGGCAAGACCGGCAAAGGCGAGCACCGCUCCAGCUGGACCAGCAAGUCCGACUGGGGCGGCUGGAAGGAUCGCCGCUGA
Messenger RNA from Prorocentrum cordatum, 1107 nucleotides. The record is from the annotation of a GenBank genome assembly. NCBI's taxonomy places the organism in Eukaryota, Dinophyceae, Prorocentrales, Prorocentraceae.